AUGAAGCUGGUGAUAGUGCUCAUGCUGACCGCCCUCCCCCUUUUCUGCUAUGCCGGGAGGACUCGGACCAUUGUCCAUAAGCUCCCUGAGUGUCUGUCUCUGCUGGGAGGUAAGAAGAUGGCCAUCGUCCUGGCUACGCCCAGCAAGGAGGUGGUGCCUUCGGAUCUGAGCCGGCUUUUGUGUGCUUUCUUCCCAGGUUCUGGCUGCCAAGACAUAAAUUAUGUGUUUAAAAAGCUCCUUGAUCCCCAAGAGUCCAAAACUGAAUUCAUCCUAGACGUUGAGGAGUUCAUCAAUAGUGGAAUUACUGAGAUGGCCCUCAAGGAGUUUAAGCAGUGUUUUCUCGACCAGAGCGACGAAACCCUGAACAACUUUGGCGAUCUGGUGGUAAUGGUGGCUUCUUCUUCCCGCUCUGGCUGCUCUGGCCGGGGACCAGUAGUCUCUCAGUUCUCUACUAACUACUUUUUUCUUAGUCACUAUUUUUUAAGAUGUAUUUUUAUUGAUUUCAGAGAGGAAGGGAGAGGGAGAGAACGAGAGAAACUUCAGUGA
Molecule: messenger RNA, 546 nt
Organism: Pipistrellus nathusii (Nathusius's pipistrelle)
Lineage: Eukaryota; Metazoa; Chordata; Mammalia; Chiroptera; Vespertilionidae
Source: the annotation of a GenBank genome assembly